This is a messenger RNA of Pyrenophora tritici-repentis Pt-1C-BFP, 246 nucleotides long. RefSeq lists its product as uncharacterized. Lineage: Eukaryota; Fungi; Ascomycota; Dothideomycetes; Pleosporales; Pleosporaceae. The record is from RefSeq and is a predicted model, not a curated record.
AUGACACUCAAUCAUGCAAACGUCGAGAUGAUCCCUGGAACAGAGAUCAUCAGCUAUGAUGCCUCAGCGAAGCAAACCCUGGUUCCAGUACCCUCUUCUGAUCCGCGUGACCCUCUGAAUUGGGGUCGGAAAUGGAAAUUUAUGGUCAUGGCUUCCCAGUGGCUCUUCACUUGGAUUGCUGUGACAGGUGAACUGUCGAUUGCACAGAUGUUUCCCUUGCUGGGCAAGGAAUAUCUAUCGCAGUAG